UUCCUACCAAAUAUAUGUAUUGACUGCCGCCAUGGAUGUGCGUCACGGCCUGCGUAAGCAGUUGUUUCUCGAAACUCGUCUUGACUCUGUUACUUCAAAUAACGAACUCUUUGUCACAAAUUCAAAUCUCCACGCUGCUUAUUAAUUUAAUCGAUUAAUCACCGUUACUCUUCCACAAUUUCAAUUUCAGCGCGUUUUGUUAUUGCGUAGCGUGGUACACAAUCUACCAUAUUCAUAUAUUGAACCAUAGAAUCGAAUCUACGGUAACACCGGUGAUUCAUAUUCAUCCAAAAUGGCGGAAGAAAUUAGGCAAAACGACGUCGCUUCAUCUUCCAAAUCUAGAAGCUUCUGGUCUUCACUCCGUUGGAUUCCCACUUCUACCGAUCAUAUCAUCGCCGCCGAGAAACGCCUUCUCUCCAUUAUCAGAACUGGGUAUGUUCAAGAGCGUGUUAAUAUAGGCUCUGGUCCUCCUGGGUCCAAAGUAAGAUGGUUCCGUUCAUCGAGCGAUGAGCCACGGUUUAUCAACACGGUUACUUUUGACAGCAAACCUGAUUCUCCUACGCUUGUUAUGGUUCAUGGAUAUGCUGCUUCCCAGGGUUUCUUCUUUCGGAAUUUUGAUGCUCUCGCUUCUCGUUUCAGAAUCAUUGCUGUUGAUCAACUUGGUUGGGGCGGAUCAAGUAGGCCUGACUUUACAUGCAAAAGUACUGAAGAAACUGAGGCGUGGUUCAUUGAUUCUUUUGAGGAAUGGAGAAAAGCCAAAAAUCUGAGCAAUUUCAUAUUACUUGGACAUUCUUUUGGUGGUUAUGUUGCUGCCAAAUAUGCACUCAAGCACCCUGAGCAUGUACAACACUUAAUUUUGGUGGGACCAGCUGGGUUUACAUCAGAAUCAGAUGCAAAGACUGAUUUUAUUGCAAAGUUCCGAGCGACAUGGAAGGGAGCAGUUCUGAAUCAUCUAUGGGAAUCUAAUUUUACACCUCAAAAAAUUGUCAGAGGUUUAGGUCCUUGGGGUCCAAACAUGGUGCGCAAAUAUACAAGUGCUAGGUUUGGUACACAUUCAACCGGGCAAAAACUGUUUGAAGAAGAAUCAAGUUUGCUAACAGAUUAUGUUUAUCAUACAUUGGCGGCAAAAGCUAGUGGUGAGCUAUGCUUAAAAUAUAUUUUUGCAUUUGGAGCAUUUGCUAGGAUGCCCCUUCUUCACAGUGCUCCAGAGUGGAAGGUGCCUACCACAUUCAUAUAUGGUUAUGAAGAUUGGAUGGAUUAUGAAGGUGCCCAAAAAGCACGUGCACAAAUGAAAGUUCCAUGUGAAAUUAUCAGGGUCCCUCAGGCUGGACAUUUUGUGUUCAUCGACAACCCAAGUGGCUUCCAUUCAGCUGUGUUUCAUGCUUGUCGAAGGUUUCUUACACCUGAUCCGGACAAUGAAUCUCUUCCUGAAGGGCUAUCCUCUGCAUAAGAUAUAAUUUGUAUCAACCACGUGUAUAUUAUUUUUUAUUUUUUUUACAAUGAAAUUACAUAAUGGAGUGAAGCCAUGUCUUGCUCCUCAGUGAGGUGGAAUAUACUGAAAAUAUCUGGAAUUGUAAUUUCAAUAAAAUGAUUUCUAGGAAAACUUUCAAAAGAAA
Lathyrus oleraceus (garden pea) is the source of this 1616-nucleotide messenger RNA. RefSeq names its product probable 1-acylglycerol-3-phosphate O-acyltransferase. The record is from RefSeq and is a predicted model, not a curated record. Bases 293 to 1450 code for a protein of 385 amino acids. NCBI's taxonomy places the organism in Eukaryota, Viridiplantae, Streptophyta, Magnoliopsida, Fabales, Fabaceae. Gene Ontology annotation, molecular function: lysophosphatidic acid acyltransferase activity; A2-type glycerophospholipase activity. The transcript has 9 exons. Gene Ontology annotation, biological process: lipid homeostasis; phosphatidic acid biosynthetic process.